CUUCGCACAAGCCGUGUAGCUUUUGAUCAAAACUGUACACAGUGUAGGCAGUAGAAUAAUCGUUUAUGUAGAAAAAAACGUUGGCUAGAUUUAAUAGCUCUUUCCUCGUGAUCAUUGCACACUGAAUAAAAGCAUACACGAUUUGUGAAAUAAAUGACUGUCGCCCUGUGUAUAAGGUAAUCUUUUCUCUCUUCUGAUGAUGUUUAGAAGACAUUGGCAUGAUUCUUAUACAAGAUGACAUCUGGACAAGACGUAAUUCGAGAUUGAAAUCAAAAGAUAAGAUGGCUCUACCAGUCCUCCCAAAGAAGAUCCGUCGCACAGUUAUUUUCCUUGUGGCCCUCCUUAUUGCAAUCUAUGCUCUUCAUGAAACAUCGUCCUACUUCAGCGAGUCCUCUUUCAACAAUAGCAGCAACAAGGUAACAAAUCCUCGCUUCUUGGUAGAUACGCCGCUGUGUAAAAUACCCUACAUUGAUCCGUUUGAUAUAACGUUGAAAUACCUUGUUCGCAAGACUGAUAAAUGGAUCUGCCCUGUGGAGAAAGGCUUGACGUAUCAAACGGGGAAAGAGAUCAGUAUCAACUGGACCAUAGCUAGAUCUAUGAAUGUAAUAGGUGGUGUGAAGUAUUGUACUUUUACGCCACUGUAUAGACCAAACUAUACACCGACCCAUAACAAUUACUUAAGGUUCCUGGCAGAAAGUGCUCCAUUCCAUAGUUCAGUUACAGUUAAUGAGGAGUUUGUAAAGACUACUUGCUACGACGGAAAUGAGAAAAAUAUUUACAACAACUUCCAUGCGUUUAUUCAGAGAAAUGCGUCAAUGGAUUCUGUAUACAAGGAACGGUUUCUGAAGCAUGUGAUACGAGACAAGAUCACAGAGAAGCUCAACAUAAUGAUGAUAGGCAUGGACUCUGUAUCAAGACUGAGCUUUAUCAGACAGAUGGUAGAAACCAAGAAAUUCUUAGAUGAAACCAUGGGCGCUUUUGAUAUGUCUGGUUACAAUAAAGUUGCUGACAACACAUUUAUCAACAUAGUUCCAAUGACGAUGGGCAAGUUUGUCAGUGAAAUGCCAUGGGAUGAAAGCAAAUCGGCAGUUCCGUUUGACGAUUUUAAGUUUAUUUGGAAUAAUUUCUCUGAAAGUGGGUAUCGAACAUUUUAUGCGGAAGAUGCGCCUGAAAUAUCAAUCUUUGAUUUCCUAAAAGCAGGCUUCAAGACUCCCCCAUCGGACCAUUUUAACAGACCUAUGAGUAUUGCCAUGGAGCUGAAGCAAGAUCUCUGGACAAAUAACCAUCACUGUUUUCAAGAUAGGCUAGAGACCGAUAUCGUACUGCAGUACCUCCUUGACUUUGUAGAAACCUACCAGCACGAGCCUCAUUUUGCUUUCACGUUCAUUACAAGACUCUCACAUGACGAUGUCAACAGCGCUGGGGCAGCAGAUGAACCUUAUUACAAGUUCUUCAAAAUAUUGCAUGAGAGAGAUCUUAUUAGAAACACGGUUAUUUUCUUUUAUAGUGACCAUGGAAUGCGGUUUGGAAAAAUUCGCGAAACUUACAUAGGUAAGCUGGAAGAAAGGCUUCCCUUAAUGUACGUUGUAGUGCCCAAGUGGUUAACUGAAAGUUAUCCAUUUAUUAAAAGUAAUCUACAGAUAAAUCAGCAUAGAUUGACAACACCGUUUGACGUGUAUGAGACGUUGUUGGAUAUUUUGCAAUUCAAUGGCAAGAAACCCAAUUCAGAGAGUGAAACUCGUGGCAUUAGCUGGUUUAGGGAAGUUCCAAUUCAAAGAUCAUGUGACGGGGCAGGGAUUCUUCCCCAUUGGUGCACAUGUCUGCAUCACGAGAAACUUCAAACAACAGACGAAGUUGUCCUGAAAGCAAGUGUUGUUUUGCUGUCAGAGAUUUUGAAAGAAAUCGAACCCUACUUUGAUAUUUGUGAAACGCUGACAUUGUACAAAGUUAUAGAAGCGACUCGUUUGGUAGAAUCAGAUGAAGUUUUGAGGUUUUUAGCUACAAAAACCAGCACAACAGAUCAGAGACACAUUUUUGGUAGUAAAACAAAAACACUGGAAGAUAUCCAGGUUGUGAUAGAAACUGUUCCUGGAAAUGCCCUGUUUGAAGCAACUGUGCGAUUCAGCACGAUGUACAACAGUUUUAAGGUUGUUGGCGAUGUUAGUAGAAUAAACAUCUACGGCCAUCAGUCGGACUGUAUUGAGGUCUUCAAAUUGAAGAAGUACUGCCAAUGCAAGGAUUCCAUUAAGUAAAUUUUAACAUUGUUUUUAUUAAACAGGACCCUUCUCAUACUAAAAUAAACACAUCAAACUGGCGUAUAAAAAACUAAAGCAAAUUUAGGCUUUCACUGGCUUAUAUUUUAUCAUACAUACGGUAUCACAUGCUCAACCAAUCAUUUUGGGAACACUGUUAACUCUGCUGCAAAAGGUUAGUGUUAAUUGUUAAUAUACCUGUAAGAGUAAUAAUACACCAUAUGGAUUAUUCCAUAUAUAUUGACUAU
Dreissena polymorpha is the source of this 2500-nucleotide messenger RNA. RefSeq lists its product as uncharacterized. The coding region runs from base 219 to 2252 and encodes 677 amino acids. NCBI's taxonomy places the organism in Eukaryota, Metazoa, Mollusca, Bivalvia, Myida, Dreissenidae. The transcript is spliced from 3 exons. The record is from RefSeq and is a predicted model, not a curated record.